Molecule: messenger RNA, 1045 nt
Organism: Zingiber officinale
Lineage: Eukaryota; Viridiplantae; Streptophyta; Magnoliopsida; Zingiberales; Zingiberaceae
Product: dof zinc finger protein 1-like
Exons: 3
Coding region: 172-798 (208 amino acids)
Biological process (GO): regulation of DNA-templated transcription
Molecular function (GO): DNA-binding transcription factor activity; DNA binding
Source: RefSeq, a predicted model, not a curated record
AUAAUUCUGAUGAAAAAAACAUCCACCAUUUUCAAAAGAUAGGAAAGCCAGCAAGACAUCACAAUCCAACCUUCUCACUUGGUCUUUCAUCUACCUUAGCUUCUUCUCCUCCUUCCUUCUACCUCAACUCUUCCUUCUUCUCUUCUUUGUGCUUGUCUCACCUUUUCAUGCAUGGAUGCCAGCCAGUGGCCUCAGGGCAUGGGACUGCAAGUGAAGCCCAUGAUCAUGGGGGAUGAUCAGUUUGCCUCCUUGGCCGCAAAGCCUCGGGUGGUCGAGAGGGAGAUGAGAGAGCCGCAGAGGCCAAAGCCGCGGCCGAGCAAGGAGCAGCAGACCCUCCACUGCCCUCGGUGCAAGUCGAUCAACACCAAAUUCUGCUACUACAACAACUACAGCCUCGCCCAGCCAAGAUACUUCUGCAAGACCUGCAAGAGGUACUGGACCGAGGGCGGGUCGCUGAGAAACGUCCCAGUGGGCGGCGGCUCAAGAAAAAACAAGAACAAGACCGUCACCGCCACGGCCGCAGCCACGGCCGCUGCUGCGGCCGCCGCCACCACCACCAGCAGCUCCAAGGCCAUUUGGCAAGAAAGCAGCAGCAAUAACUCUUACAAUCUCUCUGCCAUGGACUUGCUCAAGAGCAGUACGGCUGUGCCGGUGCCAUUGCCUGACUACGCCGGCACAGGAUUUGGAGGACUCAUGCAAGAGUUCAUGUUUCCUCUGGAAGAGCAGAACAAGGGACAAAGUGGUGAUCCUGCAAAUGGAUACUGGAGCGGAAUGCUCAUGGGAGGAGGCUCAUGGUAGAGAGGAUCGAUUAACUCUAGUAGAGCUGGCUCACUCUCACUCUCAUCCUUUAGCUUAACUUCAAUUUAGCAUUGGCUGGCUUCAAGAGAUUGUCUGAUUAAUAAAGCAAUUCAAUGAAGGGGGUGUUUGUGUUGUGAUUGACAGCCAUUAGAGGAGGAGCCCUUUUUACAUGCUCCAAUUAUGUAUGCAUGUCUGCAUUGUUGAUCUUCAGAUUUGAUAUAGAUAUGCAUGUUUGUGUUGUAAUGAA